UCAAGAGUUAGAGAUGCCAUAGUGGCUGUAUCAAGGUGCAAGUAUGGACACCAAGCGGGGAAGCGGAGAGGGGGUUGGAUGAAUUGGAAGAUUGGGAUUGACAUAUAUAUGCUCAUAUGUAUAAAAUAGAUAAGCACUGAGAACCCGCCGUGUAGCACAGGGAACUCUACUUCACUUCGCUGUACAGUAGAAAUUAACACAACAUUGUAAAACAACUCUACCCCAAUUAAAAAGAAAAGUUAGAGAUUCCAAGCCCUCCUCCCUCAAGACUCUCCGCUCAGCCCCUGAGCCUCUCCUCACUCAUAAGCAGGGCUCCAGCUCCCCGCUCCCCCGCCGGCCCCCAGGUGGGAGGAGACGGAGCAGGAAGCCGGUGGUCCCAGUUAAAAGGCUCCAGCAUCUUGUACGAGGCAGGCAGAGCUGAAGUCCGGGGUGCUCUUCCUCUGGAUCCGAAUCAGUAGGUAAGCCCGCCCCCUGAAUUCUGCAAGGUGAGAGGCCAAAGUUCUCAGACACGGGCAUCAGGCCCCUGAGCCCCCUCCUCCAGGGCCCAGGACCUCAACCUCAGAUCCCUUCGUGCUUUGCGACCCAGGAAUCCGCAGCCCAGCCCCGGCUCUCCACGACUUAGGAGUCCCAGUUCGCAGUUCCCUUUCCCUUCAGACCCGGGCGUCUGGGGAUCCCAACUCCCUCCUUCCUUGGAUGUAGGACUCCAGCCCCUGAGCUCCCAGCUCCUCAGAUUCCGGAAUCUGGGGCCCCAGCCCGUUCUUCUGCAGACCCAGGAAUCGGGGGCCCCAGCCCCUUCCUCCAGCGGGACCCAGAAGAACUGCCCCAGAAGCUCUGCUUCCUCGCCAGUCCCAAGAUCCCUAGGAGUUUGGUCUCCUCCCUCCUCCGCUCAGCCCUGUCCUCUCUGUCUCCCAGACCCCACCACGGGACAGCCCACACCUGCUGCAGAGUCUGGAUCUGGAUGUUCCCGCUCUUGCUGCUGGAAUCCCGGGCAGGACACUUGAGAGCACAGGAGACCAGGGUGCUGGAGGGCCAGGAGUGCAGGCCCCAUCAGCAGCCUUGGCAGACGGCCUUGUUCCAGGGUGUCUCUCCCCCUGCCCCGCUCAAACUUCUGUCGCCCAUCCACACCUCUUCACACCCAGGAAACAGCAAUCAGGCAUAUCAGCUGAGUUCGUUACGCAAGACUCAGAAGCCAACUUUUGGGGAGAUCUACAAAGUUAUUAGAGGCAGACAAAGAGAUGGAGUAGGAAGCAGGGGCCCAGAGAGGGUGUGUGUGCCUUGCUUAAAAUCACAGAGCACUCUAUGUCACAUGAAGAUGAUAGGGGCCCAGAGGGGGUGUGUGGAGAGUCACAUAGCGUCCUGGUGGGCAGAAAAAAGAGGACAGGGGCUGAGAAGACAUCUCACCUUAUCCCACCUUGACCUCCGGGACCUGCCCAACAGGUAUCUGUGGGUCCUACUCGGCAAACACCACCUCCAGAAAUGGGAGCGUCCACAGCACCGGCUCUUGCCCCGGGACCUCUUCCCUCAUCCUGGGUUCAACCCGGACCUCAGUGCCCAAGACCACAAUGAUGACAUCAUGCUGAUUCGUCUGUCCAGGAAGGCAUUUCUGGGACCUGCCGUGCAGCCCCUCAAACUCAGCCGGACCUGCAUCCCCCCAGGCACCCAGUGCCUAAUCUCAGGCUGGGCGGCCUUAUCCAGUCCUCAGGGUACAGCCUUGUCCACCACACACACCCUAUGUUUCAUGCCAGGGGUCUGAAUCCCCUCUCUUUUUCUGUCUCUGCUUUUUCAUCUCUAUGUUCUAUCCUUCUGUCACCUAUCUAUCUAUCCAUAUAUUUCAUCAGAUCUAAAUGCUAUAAAUUAUAAGACGCAUCAGUAUUCUACAACCCGCUAAGAAUGACGAGAAAAGGAAAAAAAGGUCCCAUCUAUCCUUGUAUGACGUCAUUUACUGGAAGGCACAUCCUGAUUUCAUAGAUGUUUAAAUGUGAAAAUAUCUGCAUCUUAGAAUUGAAAUAAGGUCUACGUCACUCAGAAUCACAAAUCAGCAAAUCCAUUAGUCACAUCUGACCUCCCACAGCAGUUACCGCUUUGCAAAAUGUCUUGAAAACAAAACCCCCAAAAACCCUCAGUUUGUUGCUGCCAGCAUUUAAAACCUGAGAGAUUUUACAUCAAAGCCAAGUUUCUGGAUUCGCUUGAAAAAUUCCAGACUGGCAAUGCUGGGUUCAUAUUUCUAAAAUAAUGGCCGUUUUUGGGCAGAACCAGUGGAGGCUGCCCCCUUCCAACAAGACACGCGGUCUGCGGUCCACAGGGCUGCUGUUUCCCUACAAGGCCCUGCCCCCACUUUCCCUCUAUUUCUAUCUAGUCUCUCUGAAUCUGUAUCUCUGUCUCUGUCAGUGACCAUCUCCCUAUAAUUGUCUCCUCCCCUUUAUCUCACUGCUUUCUCCCUGGAUAUCUCUGGGUCUGUUUCUCCCUAUUUCUUCCUUUCCUCCUCUGAGAAUCUCUUUCCCCUUCAGAGGUCUCUAUCUCCUGCCAAGGUCCCUCUUUUUCUCUGUGUGAGUUAUAUACGUAUCUUUCCUUGUCUCUUGACUCUCCGCGUCUUUCUCUCUCUCUCUUUGGCCCUUUGCCCAUCAUAUCCAUCUGUUUCUCUUCCAUGCUGUGGUUCUGUUGCU
This is a messenger RNA of Physeter macrocephalus (sperm whale), 2663 nucleotides long. RefSeq names its product kallikrein-11-like. The transcript is spliced from 4 exons. NCBI's taxonomy places the organism in Eukaryota, Metazoa, Chordata, Mammalia, Artiodactyla, Physeteridae. Gene Ontology annotation, molecular function: serine-type endopeptidase activity. Gene Ontology annotation, biological process: proteolysis. The coding region runs from base 959 to 1753 and encodes 264 amino acids. Gene Ontology annotation, cellular component: secretory granule. The record is from RefSeq and is a predicted model, not a curated record.